This is a messenger RNA of Gongylonema pulchrum, 231 nucleotides long. Lineage: Eukaryota; Metazoa; Nematoda; Chromadorea; Rhabditida; Gongylonematidae. The record is from the annotation of a GenBank genome assembly.
GAUGACAGUGGGCGAGUGAUUACUGCAGAAAGCGAGAAGCCUUCGCUGAUUUUGCUUGCUUAUAAUAGUCGAUAUUCGGAUGCGUUGCUGAAAUAUGGUGCCGAUUCGCGUUCAGGUACAUUGCCAGCAGCUAUCGAAGAAACACUGCGAAAUACGAAGGGUUUGAAUUUGCUGUUUGUUUUAGAGUCUUCAGAAGCAUCAAGUCUCACAUAUGGUACCGCCGUCCAUUAA